CAUGCGCGGGCGACGGGCCUAAGCUGAGGGAAGCGCGGGGCGAGGUGUCGCCAGUGCCAGAGUAGGACGAACCGAGUGCCGCUUUGGCCUUUGCCUUUGCCUUCGCCUUCACAUCACCAGGACCAGCCACCGCUGCCGAUUCCAGCACAUCGCCCCCACCCCAACCCCUCCUGGUCUGAUGGCGGCUGCCAAGGAAGUUCAGGAGGAGCAUGAAACGCUCACCGAAAACAUGGACGAUGCCAACCACGAUCCCCUGUUUGAGCACCUCGUCUCUCUGCCGGAGCAGGAGAUUAAGACCCUGGAGGAAGACGAAGAUGAGCUUUUUAAGAUGCGAGCAAAGCUGUUCCGAUUUGCGUCUGAGAAUGACCUUCCGCAGUGGAAAGAGAGAGGGACAGGUGAUGUGAAGCUACUGAGACACAAGGAGAAAGGGACAAUUCGCCUCCUCAUGAGACGGGACAAGACUCUGAAGAUCUGCGCGAAUCACUAUAUAACCCCCCUGAUGGAGCUGAAGCCCAAUGCAGGCAGUGACCGGGCUUGGGUUUGGAACACACAUGCUGACUUUGCUGAUGAAAGUCGGAAGCCAGAGCUGCUGGCCAUCCGAUUCCUGAAUGCAGAAAAUGCCCAGAAGUUUAAGACAAAAUUCGAAGAAUGCCGGCAUGAGCUAGAACAACGAGAAAAGAAGGAAAUGAACCAAGAGAGAAGUUAUGACCAAAUGGCUAAGAAGUUAGAGGAUCUCUCCGUGAAGGAUAGUGGCCAAGAGUCUGAGCAAGAGAUCCAAGUGGAGAAGGCGCCUGAGACCCAGGAGAGCCAGGAGGCCCAAGAGAUCCAGGAAGAGCAAGAAACUGAGGCCCAGGAGAUCCAGGAUCAGGACACUGAGCAGCAAUAAGGCAUCUCAUCUCACCCUGGGCUAUACAUUCUUUCCUGUUUUUUUCUUUUCUUCAUUUUUGUUUCAUUUUUGCUUGUUUGUUUUUACAGGGGACUUUAUAUAAAGAACUGAAUUCCAGCCUCCAGGUUGUUUUCUAAGCUUUUAGCCUUUUGAAGAUGUUUUCUUCAGCAGACCCAUUCCCCAGUCAAAUGUACUGGACUCAUGCCAUUCUUUUCUGUAGUGGAAACACUUAUUUCUAGUACAUCCAAAAGAGUGAAUAAAACAUUUCAAAGCUGAAAAAAAAAAGCACUUCAAUUUAAGGAAAUACAUUACCAAGUCCUCAAAGUGACCUUUUAAAAUAAAUAGAUAGGGGGGCAGCUGGAUGGCUCAGUAGAUGGAAAGCCAGGCCUAGAUAGAUGGAGGAUCUUGGUUCAAAUCUGACCUCAGAUACUUUCUAGCUGUGUGACCCUAGACAAGUCACUUAACCUCAUUGCCUAGCCCUUACUGCUCUUCUGCCUUGUGACCAAUACCUAAUUGAUUCUAAGAUGGAAGGGAAGGUUGUUGUUGUUGUUGUUUUUUUUUAAUAAAUAGGUAUGGCAAGAUCUUUUACAUAGGACAAUAAUUUUAAGAGAGUUUAAAAUUAAAUAAUAAAAACAAAUUGAAAAGCUCAGUUGUCCACUGAAAAAAAGAUGUGAGGCUGUAUUUGGACAAUGCAAUACAAAUUGGUACUUGUUUCAUUCUGAGGUUGAUUUUCCCAGAGAUGAUUUUAACACCUGGUUUUUAUACCUGAACUACCUGUUUAUGAGAUACCAUUUAGCAUAAAUAUUAGCAUCUAUAGGGAAUAGAUUUUAUGAAAACAAAAUUUCCUCAUUAAUUGAUAGAGGCUGUGGUUUCUUAGUGCCAUUAUAAGUAGUCACUUUAGUUACAGUAUAACAGAAACUUAGUGUUGAAAGGGUCUUCAGACACUCAUUCAAACCAUACUUGACCACUAAUCCUUUAUGCAACAUGCUUGACAUAAGGAUUUUGCUUGAAACUGGGUAAUGAUGCCAUUUUUUGUGCUAGUCCUAUAUAUUUUCAGACAGGUCUGAUUGUAAGGAAUUUCCCCCUAGCAUUGAACCUAAAUAUGCCUCUCUACAAUUUCUCCACUGAACCAGAAAAUGCCUCUAAGAUGAAUCAAAAGGCAUUUAGUCCCUUUGUUAUACAACAGGAUGUCAAAUACUAGCAUAUUUGACAUACGUAAGGAUUAUUGAACAUUCUUCCUUUCUACAUAAUCUAUAAUCGAACUAUGCUUCUUUCUCACACAUGAUUUUCUCCUUUCUCUGUAUCUUUACAGUCUGUGUUCCAUGACUAUAUAUUAUCACCCAGUCCAUAGUACAUUUUGUCAAGAAAUGUAAUAUAGGAUUUUAUUUAUUUAUUUAUUAUCAAAUCCCCUCCCCUCUAAAUUCAAGUAUAUGUAUACUGAAUUACCUCAUUUACCAAUCUAAUGAUUCUUGAAAAAAAGAAAUGAAAAUAAUCUGACAUGGCUAACUUGCCAUGAGACUGUAUUGGUUCAAAAUGAUGCCUAUUUCCUUCAAUGAAUACUCAUGAAUUAUUUGUUUAAUAACUACAUAUUGUAGAUUUUAGAUAGGGUCAAAUUCAGACUCACCAGUCUAUAAUUCAAAUAUUCUAUUUUCUUCUUCUUCAAAACUUAAGAAACUAUUUUUAAAAUCUUAUCUUGCAGCAUUUAUCCUUUCUCCAUGAAUUUUUUUAAUCUUUUGCCUUUUCUCCUAUUAUCAAACCUAAAAUAAAAGAGCAGCAAGAACUAGUGACUUGAUUAGAAUCACACAGCUAGGAAGUGUCUAAGGUCAAAUUUGAAUCCAGGUCCUCCUCUCUAGGCCUGGUGCUCUUAUCUACUGUGCUACCUAGUUGUCCCUUUCCAUGAGUUUUAAAGGAUUAUUAACCAACAAUAACAGCUAAAUAAUCAUCUUACAAGAUUUUUUUUCUGAUACUUUGAGUUAUGUUUCAUUGAGGACUAAUGAAUUGGUAUCUCCUCAGUAACCUGGGUGUCAGUUUCUUGUUAUGCACUUCUCCCCCCUACAAUACACACACUAUUUUUUUUCUAAUCCUAAAAUUAUUCUUCACAUAGAAAACAAAAGCAAAAUAAAAGUUUUAUUUUUCUGCAGAAAUGCUUUCUAGUUUCUCCAUCAACUAUUCUUUAACAGUAGGCUCUAUAAGUAAUUUAUGUUCUUCUAAAUCUUCCUCAUCCAAUCUAUUCCAAUGAUAUAGUCUUGUAUUUUCUUUUACAAUAUAGCUUGAUUAUUUUUGCUUUAUAAUAUGAUCCAAGGUCUUGAAGUGGUUUUUUUCCCCCUACUGCUUUUAACUGAACAUUCUCUUAAUCAGAUCUUUGAGUCUAAACAAACAUAUUCUUUCCUGGUCUUCACUGCAUACAAUCCAUUCCUCACCAAAAUCUCUUCAUUAUAGUAUUUUAAUCCUUUUAGAAAUUUAAAUCUUGUUUUCUUUGACUUUUCCUUCAAAUUCUUAUUAACUUUUAAAAAUUA
Molecule: messenger RNA, 3402 nt
Organism: Monodelphis domestica (gray short-tailed opossum)
Lineage: Eukaryota; Metazoa; Chordata; Mammalia; Didelphimorphia; Didelphidae
Product: ran-specific GTPase-activating protein-like
Biological process (GO): nucleocytoplasmic transport; positive regulation of mitotic centrosome separation
Cellular component (GO): cytoplasm; nuclear pore; centrosome
Molecular function (GO): GTPase activator activity
Source: RefSeq, a predicted model, not a curated record